AUGAUGAAAUCUAAAGUUUUGAGUGGAUCAGCGAAAAGAAAGAAGAAAGAGAAGCAAACAAAAAAUAUUUUACUAACUAAUAAAAAAAUUAACAGUUUAUUUAGAUGCAUUCGACCUGGUAAUGAUAAAGAAGCCAAUGGUUUAGCUGAGAGCCAGAGUGACACUACGCUACAAGAAAAUUUGUUGGACAUCAGCACAAAUUGUGGAAUUGAAGAAAAAUUAAUUGAAGAAGCCAACGGUUCAGCUGAGAGCCAGAGUGAUAUUGUGCCACAUGAAAAUUUGUUAGACAUCAACACAAACUAUAAGAACUUCAACAGACACUUAACCCUAGCAAUGUUUACUCGAUCCUUACCUAGUGGACAAAAAUGUAAUAGAAAAUGGCUUCUCUAUUCACCUAGUCAAGGAUCUGUUUAUUGUUUUGUUUGUAAAUUGUAUGAAAGUUAUAGAGAGAAUCCCUUUAUUUCUGGUGGUUUUGAUAAAUGGAAAAAAUCUGAACGGAUUGGCGAACAUGAAAAUUGUCAACAACACAGAAAUGAUAUCAAUAAGUGGUUAUUAAGAUCUAAUACUAACAAUGCUGUUAAUAAAGAUUUAUGUCGUCAAAUUACUGCUGAAACGAAUUAUUGGUUUGAAGUAAUGAAAAGACUUUAA
This is a messenger RNA of Aphis gossypii (cotton aphid), 648 nucleotides long. Its product is annotated as zinc finger MYM-type protein 5-like. The record is from RefSeq and is a predicted model, not a curated record. The transcript has 4 exons. Bases 1 to 648 code for a protein of 215 amino acids. NCBI's taxonomy places the organism in Eukaryota, Metazoa, Arthropoda, Insecta, Hemiptera, Aphididae.